CCGACACGCUCUCUCAGAAGAAUUCAAAAACUCUAAUGGCUUCAUUACACCACGUUGCUCAAGAAUCGCCAUAACACUCCAACCUCGGUAACCUUCCUUAUUCUUCUCCUUCGUCUUCUCUCUGCAACUCCUCCUUGCUUCACCCACCUCAUGAUUUCUCUUUAGGACAGCCAUUGACGCAGGUUUCAGAUUUCUUUGUCGAAAUGCAUAUGCUUCGAUUUUGUUUUCUUUCUGUUUCCUUGAUCUUUCUCUGCAUGUCGAGCUUCUGUUCGUCGCUCAAUUCCGAUGGGUUGUCUCUUCUUGCCCUAAAAUCCGCCGUCGAGACCGACCCGUCCCGCGUGAUGAGCUCCUGGUCGGAUUCCGACCUGACUCCGUGCCAUUGGGCCGGAAUCGUCUGUACCCGUGGCCGAGUCACCUCGCUCGUUCUCGCUGGGAAAUCACUGUCGGGAUACAUUCCGUCCGAACUCGGUCUCCUCGACUCGCUCCUCCGGCUUGAUCUUUCUCACAACAAUUUCUCGAAACUCGUUCCUACUCAUCUCUUCGACGCUACCAAUCUCCGGCACAUCGAUCUCUCUCACAAUUCGCUCUCCGGCCAAAUCCCGCCUGAAAUCCGGGCCGUGAAGAACCUCACCCACCUCGAUUUCUCUUCCAAUCAUCUCAACGGGACUCUGCCCGAGUCUCUUACCGAACUCGGAAGCCUUGUCGGAACGCUCAAUCUGUCUUACAACCGUUUCUCCGGCGAGAUACCGCCGUCGUAUGGUCAGUUCCCGGUUUUCGUCAGCUUGGAUAUCGGACACAACAAUCUCUCCGGAAAAGUGCCGCAGGUGGGUUCUCUGUUGAACCAGGGGCCGACUGCAUUAGCCGGAAACCCUAACCUCUGUGGAUUUCCGCUGCAAACGCCAUGUGAACCUGCUGAAAACCAUAGAAUCGUCAUUUCAAACCCAGAAACCUCGCGAAAUCCCCAGAAGCCAAACCCUAGUUUCGUGGACCAAAACAGAGGAAAAGACAGGCAGAUCACUGGGUCAGUGACGGUUUCCCUAAUCUCCGGAUUCUCCGUCGUCGUCGGCGCCGUCUCCAUCUCGGUAUGGCUGAUCCGAAGAAGACGAAGCUCCGACAAGGUAAAAACGGAGAACGACAGAACAGAGAUGACAAAAAGAGCGGCGGAGUUCGACGAGGAGGGGCAAAACGGUAAAUUCGUGGUGAUGGACGAAGGGUUCGAGCUAGAGCUCGAGGAUCUGCUGAGGGCUUCGGCGUACGUCAUGGGCAAGAGCAGGAGCGGGAUAGUGUACAAGGUGGUGGCCGGGAGGGGAUCCGGUGCGACAGCCACCACCGUAGCCGCCGUGCGGAGGCUCAGCGACGGCGAUGCCACGUGGCGGGGGAAGGAGUUCGAGGCCGAGGUGGAGGCCAUCGGAAAGGUACACCACCCGAACAUCGUACGGCUGAGGGCUUACUACUACGCCGCCGACGAGAAGCUCCUCAUCACCGAUUUCCUUCGCAAUGGGAGCUUGUACUCUGCCUUGCACGGUGUGCCUUCGAAUACCUCGCCUCCGCUCUCCUGGGGAGAAAGGUUACGUAUCGCGCUAGGAACUGCUCGAGGGUUAACGUAUAUACACGAAUUCAGCCCGAGAAAAUACGUGCACGGGAACCUAAAAUCAACCAAAAUCCUGCUCGACGACGAGCUGCAGCCUCACAUCUCGGGCUUCGGUCUAACACGCUUAGUUUCGGGCUACUCCACAUUCACGGGUUCACUCCCCAUGAGAAGGCGAAGCCUUAGCCAAGACUUGUCAACCUAUUCCACGAUGGCAUCAAGAAUCUCGGCUCCGUCGGCUGCUUACCUCGCCCCCGAGGCCCGGGCCUCUUCUGGCUGCAAACUGACUCAGAAAUGCGACGUCUUUUCUUUCGGGGUCAUUCUCUUGGAGCUGUUGACUGGUCGGCUGCCGAAUUCUUCGUCUGAGAACGACGGCGAAGAGCUCGUGACAUUGGUGAGGAGGUUGGACAAGGAAGAGAGGCCAUGGCCUGAGAUCAUAGACCCGGAACUUCUGAACGCGGAUACUGACAGAAAUCAGAUGGUCGCAGCCAUUCAUGUCGCUCUGAACUGCACGGAAAUGGAUCCGGAGGUGCGUCCAAGGAUGAGAACUGUGUCGGAGAAUCUUGGUCGGAUCAAACCGGAGUGAACUCAUGUCUUUAAGAAUGGAAAAUGUUUUUGUAUAUCCAUCGCGUUGCGAGUUCAGAUGUGAUGUGUUGAUGUUUUUAUUUCUGUGGGAGAGUGUUUCUUCAUCUGUUUA
Molecule: messenger RNA, 2285 nt
Organism: Tarenaya hassleriana
Lineage: Eukaryota; Viridiplantae; Streptophyta; Magnoliopsida; Brassicales; Cleomaceae
Product: receptor protein kinase-like protein ZAR1
Exons: 2
Coding region: 204-2174 (656 amino acids)
Biological process (GO): protein phosphorylation
Molecular function (GO): protein binding; protein kinase activity; ATP binding
Source: RefSeq, a predicted model, not a curated record